AUGGCUACUCACAAAGACGUUGAUAUUCCCACUUAUGAUGGCCUGAAGCUCAAGGGAACUCUGUUCUCUGUCGGUCAGAAAAAGCCAUGUAUUAUCAUGUCAAGCGGAUGGUCAGGACUGCGAUCCCAUUUUCUGCCCGAGUUUGCAGCACGAUUUAACAAAGCUGGCUAUGGUGUUCUAACCUACGAUAACCGGUGUUGGGGAGAUAGCGAAGGUCUUCCCCGGGAACAGGUCGAUCCAACCUUGCAAACACGCGAUUACCUCGACGUCUUCAACUUUGCGGUCACUCAGCCCGAAGUAGACCCUACCAAAGUCAUCUACUGGGGGCCUAGUAUGUCCGGCGGAAACGCCAUCUGCGCAGCAGCAGUGAACCACAAUAUUGCUGGCGUCAUCUUGCAAGUCCCCUUCAUCUCAGGCGAGUGGCUCUCUCGUAUGCCAGGCGCUUCGACAAGCUUACUCCUCGGCGAACGCGCCAAGGCCACAGCGGAAGGGUCUCCCUCCAAGAUCCCCAACUUCCCCAGUUCCCUUGAUGAGCUUAACAGCGGCGCCUCACAAGCUGUUCUCAAGGAUCCGCAGUCGAUUCCAUUUAUUGGUGAAAUGGAACAGCGAGGACUUGACUGGUCUAAGACGUGUACGGUGCAGAGUCUAACAUACGCUCUGCUUCACGAGCCACUGGCUUAUAUCCAUCGUAUCUCGCCGACGCCUAUGUUGAUGAUCGUUGCUGAUCAGGAUGUUACGACGCAGCCUCAUUUGCAGCUCGAGGCUUAUAACAAGGCACUGGAACCAAAGAAGCUUGUUGUUCUCAAGGGCAUGGGUCACUUUUCACCUUACUUUGGUACGCCUUUUGAGGAAAACGUGCAGGCCCAGAUUUCAUAUCUCGAUGAGCUCUUUGCGUGA
This is a messenger RNA of Fusarium mangiferae, 897 nucleotides long. RefSeq lists its product as uncharacterized. The record is from RefSeq and is a predicted model, not a curated record. The transcript has 2 exons. The coding region runs from base 1 to 897 and encodes 298 amino acids. Lineage: Eukaryota; Fungi; Ascomycota; Sordariomycetes; Hypocreales; Nectriaceae.